This is a messenger RNA of Rosa rugosa (rugosa rose), 2125 nucleotides long. RefSeq lists its product as uncharacterized. The record is from RefSeq and is a predicted model, not a curated record. The coding region runs from base 914 to 1927 and encodes 337 amino acids. NCBI's taxonomy places the organism in Eukaryota, Viridiplantae, Streptophyta, Magnoliopsida, Rosales, Rosaceae. The transcript has 3 exons.
CUAAAGCUAGCUGCAUUGGCAUGUCCAGAAAACAAAACAAAUAAAUAGAGCUAAAUUGAUUUCUAGUGCUAACAUAGCAUGAUGGAAUCCAGUCACUUUUUCAAUAAUUUCUCAUAUUCGAUCCUCAAUAAUUUAAAGUGCAGCUAGCUAGCUAGCUAGUAUAGUUUAAGCUUAAUUAUUGUAUGUUUCUGGGUUUUCAAAUAUUGUAUACUGUUCUUUAUUUUCUCUCUUAUAUUUUUCUCGAACAGUGAGGACAAACACAGCUUUUCCAACUCUAAUAAACAGUAUAACAGUAAACUCAUCCUUUAUAUAUAGAAUAAUUGUAAGGACAAUGGUCCCAAGUCUGCUAGUAUAACUUUCUGCAUUUUUGGCUUUAUGAAUAAAAGGGAUAUGAAGAAACUGUAGUAUGUUUUCCUUUUCUUUUCUCUGUUAGUGCUAUUCAGCCUCACAUCUCAUUUUCAGAUUUUCUCUCCCCAAAAUCAUCGAUUCCGGGCCCAAAACCAUCGAUAAUUGAUUUGCAGAAGCUUAUAGCCGUAAUCCGCAGCCUGCAGUUUCAACAGAUUCACCCAAAAAUCUAAAAACCAUCAAAACGCUAAUUCUGGAAAAUUGUUGUUUCCUUCACCGAACGCAAGUACUGUGAAGAAGGUCGUGUUUCUUUGGUUGCAAAGUCUGAUUCCUGCUACUCUAGCAAAGUGAAAGAUAGCGAUUUCGUCGUCAGGAUAUAUGUGAAUCAGGUCCUUCUCAUGCAAUUGAGUGAUUGACAUAACUAUUAACACGGGAGGUGAGAUUUCGUACUGCUAUUGUUUGGGAUCUGUGAUGGCGGUUUCGUCAAUUAUGUGGUGGAGUUAGGGGUUUUUAUCUGGGUUUGUGUAAUUUUUUUUCUUAUCGAGUAAGCCUUUUGGGUUAGUGAGUGAUGGGUGAGGAGACAUCUGAUGCAAUCAACCUUGACCUGAAUCUGGGUCCUGGUCCCGAGCCGGCUUCUGCCACCAUGUCGAAUGAGCCUGUGAAUUUGGAGAAUUGGAUUGACCAGCAGCCUAUGCACCAAAUUCCGGAAGUUUUUGGGAUUAGUCCGUUUCGACGGAGAUGGCCGCAACCUGAAGCGCAUAAUGUUUGGUCAGAGUUGAAUCAAUUGAUGGUCGAUUCUGGUACAUCGAGUAUACUACAAGCAGGGGAGGGUAGUGUUGCUGCGGAGGAAAGAAGCAACGAUGUGCCUAAAAAGUGUGAAAAUAUCAAUGGGAUCUUAGAAAAUGAGACUACAGAAGAGAAGGAUGAUGUUGAAAAGAGCAGUGGCAAUGAUGGUAGCUUUGAAAGCUUGAGGCAAACUAUUCAGAGGAAUGCAUUUACUUUUCCGGUGGAGGAGAUGAUUCAACGCCUUGGAAGCAGAUUUGAUUUGUCUCGGGAUUUGGUUCAGCCAACAGAAGAUACUCCCCGGGAAACUGCAGCAGAAAGAACAAAUGGCUUGUUAAAUAGGAUUCUAACAUCUCGAGCACUGCGCAGAGAGCAAAUUCAGUUGGCACAAACUGAAAUUGUAGAUUUAACGCAAGACAACAUUACUAGCCUUGAUACAGGAGAUAACCGCCGGCUUCAGUCCAUGCUACUUCGAAGAACACAAUCACAUAGAGCAACACUUUCUUCUCUGUCAUCUGCAUUGAGUUCUGCUGAAAGGUUGGUGGAGGCAUAUUUCCAUAACCAUCCUAUUACACCUGCAGUUAGAAAUCAAGAGCCGCCUCCACCAGUUGAUGACAGAGACUCUUUCUCGAGUAUUCAAGCUGUUAUAAAUUCAGAGAGUCAAAUGGACACAGCUGUGGAAAUCGAUUCAAUGGUUUCCCUUUCAACUUCAUCUUCCAGAAGAAGAAAUGAAGCUUCAAGGGUUUCAGACAUGGACAGUGGAGACUCCCGUGCCCCAAGAAGGAGAAGACUGAACUGAAAGCCUCUUCUUCAUCUGGUCAGCACUAUGUUUGAAUGUGCUCUUUGCCUUUGUUUUAUUAGCCUUUCCCCUGCUCAAAUGCCCUUGUAUUACUACUUCACUGUUUACACUCUAGGAAGUGUUCACCUUUUACUACAACUUUGUCCUUUGACAUUGAUGAGGUGAUUAUCAACUAUCUGCUUGAAUUAUUUGUUUUUA